Messenger RNA from Symbiodinium natans, 1290 nucleotides. Lineage: Eukaryota; Dinophyceae; Suessiales; Symbiodiniaceae. The record is from the annotation of a GenBank genome assembly.
AUGUACCUCUGGCACGGCACGAACGUCCGCUCAGCACUCUCCAUUGCGCAGAACGAUUUUCGCAUCGACCUUGCCGGCAGCAGCACAGGCACCAUGUACGGACUGGGUGCCUACUUCGCAGAGCACUGCACCAAAGCAGAUGAGUAUGCGAGUGAUGAGCCUGGUGGCUACUACGACGAAGUUUACGCGCUGCUGCUUUGCCGGGUGUGCCUAGGAAAGUUUUACUAUACGAAGGUGCGGGAUACCGAAGCUGGAUCACAUGUGCGGAGCGGCAGCUUCGACAGCACCGUCGGGGAUCGGCUGACGAGUGCAGAUACAUUCCGGGAGUUCGUGUUGUACAACUCUGACGCCAUCUAUCCCGAGUACGUCGUCCUGUACACGCGGGUCUUUGCUUCAGAUCCCCCAAGCAAGGUUGCAAGGCUCACCGCAGAUCUGUAUCACUUGCAGCUGCCUGUAUACUGGGCCAACUGUCACAAAGACCCUGCUCGCGAGCCAUUUCAUGACCAGUUCUUGGUCGCACAGUACACAGUCCUUCUGCUUCAGGAGUUGGCGACCGCGUGCUUCAAGGGCAAGACGGGCACAGUUGAAAUCGUUCGUGCCAAGCGUGUCGAGAACUCAGUAACCUGGCAGAAAUAUGUCGCGUACAAGAAGAAAUUGCAACAACAGAUGCAAGGGCUGGCGGUUGACAGACCUGAGCGGCCGUUCCUGACAGCUCGCGACCUGGAUAGCACACAUGGAGGGGAGAUUCUGACGUUCAGCUUCCUCAACAGCCGGGACUCCACCGAAGAGUGCGUGUCCAUCACGAACUUGGAGGAGCCAUUGAACGAGCACCUGCUCUGGCACGGCACUUCCAAAGAAGCUGCCGAGAAGAUCGCCGAGAGCGACUUCAAGAUUCCCGUUGGGAAAGACAUGAAGCACGCAGCCCGCUUUGGAAACGGCGCCUAUCUAGCUGAGGACUUGGAGAAGUCCCUCACCUACGCGGAGCCCACAAGUGAUGGCAACCGCGUUGUCCUCCUUUGCAGAACGCUCUGUGGCGAUUUCUACUACACAGAGAGCCACACAGAAAUCAAUGCUGCGCAGAAACGUGAAGCUCAGAGCAAGCACUCAGUCCUGGCCAAUCCUCUGGGGCAAGGGCCGCGAGAGUUCAUUGUGCCGAGUUCGGACCAGGUGUACCCCGAGUUCAUUCUGGAACUCAAAGUGACAGACUGGGAGCCACCUCCUCCCGCACCAACGGCCAGCAAGAGCAAAGCCAUGGUCAGAGGAUUGCAGGGUUUAGGGUUUAGGGUUUAG